GAAAAGAGUAAUCGAUUGCAGAAGUGGUCCGAAACAGCUAUAGAAGUGAAUGAUAUAAAAAAGUUGGAAAACCUCAACGACUUGGACCUCCAACUCUCCAACACUCAAGUUAUGCAUCAUUUGUCAUCAAUUCAAGCAAAUGAUUGCCAUCUGAAACACAGAAUCUUAAGAACUAAUCAACACUCAGAGUCCGAUGAGUUCUUUGAUUCGCAAAUCAAUAACCAAAUGAUUUACAACACAUCACAACUCCAACCACAGCAACAGAUUAUCACACAUUCCCAUCAGUUAAGGGCUAAUCCGCAACAGUAUCACAAUGGAUUGGCAGCACAUCCAGCACAUCCAGCACAUCCACAACAGCAGUACAACUCAAUGAACAAUAUGUUAGUUCAGGACAAGAUGUGGGAAGACAUCACUGCCAGCAUUUGCGAUGACUUCGUGUCCAUCAAAACAGAACCAACCAUUGAGCACAACCACAGAUACCAAACAAACCCCAAUACAAUCGAUUCCAAUCAUGUCAUGCAAUCAAAUGCCCAGCCUUUGCACCCGUCGUAUAUGAGACACUCGUCUAAUAUGCAGUCCUCCUCCCAGUCAUUGUACGGCAAUAUUAUGAACACUUCGUUCAAUAACAAUGUUAUGUCAACCAAUCUGUCCUCUAAUAUGUCAUCCGUCCAUCACUCCAACCGAGUGCUCCUCUACUUACCGCCCACUCCACCCAAUUCAGAGCCCGGAUCCCCUUCCACUCAACACCAGCAGCAGAGACAGCAGCAACAACAGCAACAUCCCCGUCCCCAUCACACACAUCCCACACCAGUCCCUAACCUACCGCACCGACGGACACCUCCGCCGCCGUACAACACGUGCGGCACCAAUACUAACGAACCACUCCAUCAUCAGAUGACUUCCCUGUCACCGGCCAUACAUCUGAACAGCACUCGGAUGUCUAGUUCUCAUUCGCAACAGAUCUCACACCAAUCGGGAGCCACCGCUCCCUCUGUUCCUCAGCCGAGAUAUAAUCGUCGAAAUAAUCCUGAGUUAGAGAAACGAAGAAUACAUCGAUGCGAUUAUCCCGGCUGUACUAAAGUCUACACAAAGAGUUCUCACCUGAAGGCCCACCAGCGCAUACAUACAGGUGAGAAGCCCUAUAAGUGCCAUUGGCCUGAAUGUCAGUGGCGUUUCGCCAGAUCUGAUGAACUUACACGACAUUACCGCAAACAUACCGGCGCUAAACCAUUCAAAUGCAAAGUCUGCGAAAGGAGUUUUGCCCGAUCGGACCAUUUGGCCCUUCAUAUGAAGAGACAUCUUCCAAAGCAACACAAAUAGUAUCCCUCUCUCGUCACCCCAUCCCAUGUCAUCCCAUUCCCAUUCCAUGGCUCGACCUGAAGACCAUCUGAACACAUGAAACGCUGAUUCAUAUGUGCCUUAUUUGGUGCACUUAUCCAUGAAUACAUGAUUGUAUGCCUUAAAGUAUUAUCGAAUACUGAAAUAA
This is a messenger RNA of Oppiella nova, 1486 nucleotides long. NCBI's taxonomy places the organism in Eukaryota, Metazoa, Arthropoda, Arachnida, Sarcoptiformes, Oppiidae. The record is from the annotation of a GenBank genome assembly.